ACCCUUUGAGGCCCCCCCUCUCGCCUUCAGCGAAGGGCCCCCUUUCGUUGCUGGAAUGGCUCGAACGGCAAUCGAAGCCCCGUGCCUCGUGAUCCUCCACAUUCUUGCCGUUUUCGCCGUGAGGCCGGGUCUCUCCGCUGAUUCGGGGGACGGGUUCUCGGGUGUCGUCGCCGCCGACAGCGACGUGCUCGGCUUCCACGGCGACUACACGCCGCCGUCGCCGCCCCCGCCGCCCGACCUGCCGCUCCCGCCCCCGUUGUCGUGCGAGGAUCUCGACGGGGUUGGCUCUAUCGAUUCGACCUGUGAGCUGAAUAAGACCUUAGAAUUCGGCGAUGAUGUGUAUAUCAAAGGUUUAGGGAAUUUAUAUGUACUUCCGGGUGUUCGUCUUAGCUGCCCAAUUAGGGGCUGCUUCAUAAUGGUUAAUAUAAGUGGCAAUUUUAGUCUAGGCCAAAAUGGGGUUAUUGUUGCUGGUACAGUGCAUGUGGUAGCUCAUAGUGUUGGUUUGAUUGAUGGGUCCCUGAUAAACGUUUCGGGAUUGGCCGGGGAGCCGCCGGCGGAGACGAGCGGCACACCCCAGGGUGUGCAGGGGGCGGGCGGCGGACAUGGUGGGAGAGGCGCGAAUUGUUUGACCGAUAAUGAGAAGCUCCCCGAUGAUGUGUGGGGCGGAGAUGCAUAUUCUUGGCGGUCUUUGGACAAGCCGUAUAGCUACGGGAGUAAGGGAGGGACCACCAGUAAGGAAGAGGAUUAUGGCGGGGAGGGAGGUGGGAGGAUUAAGUUCGAGGUGGAGAAUGAAAUCGAGGUCUCGGGGAGUCUUUUGGCAGAUGGAGGUGAUGGUGGUGUCAAGGGUGGAGGAGGCAGUGGUGGCAGCAUUUAUAUUCAGGCUCAUAGAAUGAUUGGAAGUGGCACUAUUAGUGCCGCAGGUGGCAGCGGUUUUGCUGGAGGUGGGGGCGGAAGAAUCUCGAUAAAUGUUUUCAGUAGACAUGAUGACACAGGAUACUUUGUCCACGGGGGAAGAAGUUUUGGUUGUUCUGAAAAUUCAGGCGCUUCUGGGACCUACUAUGAUGCUGUACCUCGGAGUCUUACUGUCAACAAUCACAACUUGUCCACUCAUACUGACACUCUUCUGCUAGAGUUCCCUAAACAGCCACUUUGGACAAAUGUUUAUAUUCAGAAUCAUGCUAAGGCUUGCCUUCCUCUGUAUUGGGGUCGCGUCCAGGUUCAAGGCCAACUUCAGUUGUCAUCUGGUGCUAUGCUGAGCUUUGGACUGGCACAUCUGGGCACAUCGGAAUUUGAGUUAAUGGCAGAAGAGCUUUUAAUGAGCGACUCUGUAAUGAAGAUUUAUGGAGCUCUUCGUAUGUCGGUCAAAAUGCACUUGAUGUGGAACUCCAAGAUGCUUAUUGAUGGUGGCCACGAUGCAAUUUUGGCAACAUCCUUGCUUGAGGCUAGCAAUCUUGUGGUUCUGAGGGAAUCAUCUGUAAUACAUUCAAAUGCAAAUCUAGGAGUUCAUGGACAAGGUUCCCUGAAUUUAUCAGGACCAGGCGAUCUCAUUGAGGCUCAACGCUUGGUUAUAUCAUUAUUCUACUGCAUCAGUGUUGGACCAGGGUCUACGUUGCGAGGUCCUUUGGAAACUGCCAGUGAUGAUGACUUGACUCCACGACUUUAUUGUGAGCUCCAGGAUUGUCCAAGAGAGUUACUACAUCCACCCGAAGACUGUAAUGUCAAUUCUUCAUUGUCAUUCACUCUUCAGAUCUGUCGAGUUGAAGAUAUAAUUGUUGAAGGAAGCAUUACAGGUUCUGUGCUUCAUUUUCACUGGGUCAGAACAGUACUUGUACACUCCACCGGAACAGUUAGUGUAUCUGGGCUUGGAUGCACGGGUGGAGUUGGUAGAGGUAAAAUUAUGGAUAAUGGGGUUGGUGGUGGCGGUGGGCAUGGUGGGAAAGGCGGGGAUGGAUAUCAUAAUGGGAGUUUUAUCUCAGGUGGGGUCACAUAUGGGAAUGCAGAAUUGCCUUGUGAGCUUGGUAGUGGUAGUGGGAAUGAUAGUCUUGCCGGUGCAACUGCUGGGGGUGGUAUCAUAGUAAUGGGUUCGCUGGAGCACUCAUUGUCAAGUCUGUCGAUUGAUGGUUCCAUUAGAGCAGAUGGGGAGAGUUUUGGAGAGCGUAUAAGAGAAACAGAUGGUAGGACCAUCUCAGAUGUAGGACCUGGAGGUGGAUCUGGUGGAACUAUUCUUCUGUUUAUUCAUGCGCUGGUCCUUGGUGACUCUUCUAUCAUCUCUACCGUCGGAGGACAUGGGAGUCCCAAUGGUGGUGGUGGUGGGGGUGGUGGGAGAGUACACUUUCACUGGUCAGGUAUUCCUGUUGGGGACGAAUAUUAUCCUAUAGCCAGUGUCAAAGGAAACAUCCAAAUGGGGGGAGGAUUUGGCAGAGGCCGUGGUUAUGCUGGUGAAAAUGGAACUAUUACAGGAAAGGCCUGCCCAAAGGGGCUUUAUGGUGUUUUUUGCAAGGAAUGCCCCGUGGGUACUUACAAGAAUGUAAGUGGAUCAAAUAGAGCCCUUUGUCAGGAUUGCUCACUUCACGAGCUUCCCCAUCGUGCAAUAUACAUGGCAGUGAGAGGCGGUGUGACAGAAACUCCUUGCCCUUACAAAUGUGUUUCGGAAAGAUUUCAUAUGCCAAAUUGUUAUACUGCACUUGAAGAGCUAAUAUACACUUUUGGUGGGCCAUGGUUAUUUAGUCUAAUUCUUCUGACUGUCCUCAUCCUGUUAGCUCUAGUCCUUAGUGUUGCACGGAUGAAGUAUGUUGGUGGUGAAGAAUCACCGGCCAUUGUUCCUCCUAGACGUAGUUCUCGAAUAGAUCACUCUUUCCCUUUUCUGGAGUCUCUAAAUGAGGUUAUGGAAACAAAUAGGAUCGAGGAAUCUCAAAGCCACGUUCACAGAAUGUACUUCAUGGGGGCAAAUACCUUUAGUGAACCUUGGCAUCUACCUCACUCUCCUCCUGAAGAAAUUAUAGAGAUCGUAUUCGAGGAUGCAUUUAACAGAUUUGUAGAUGAGAUUAAUAGUUUAGCUGCUUACCAAUGGUGGGAGGGAUCAGUCUACAGGAUUCUCUCUCUUCUUGCCUAUCCGCUGUCAUGGUCAUGGCUCCAGCGUUGUCGCAAAAACAAACUACAGCAACUUCGUGAAUUUGUUCGGUCAGAAUAUGAUCAUGCUUGCCUACGUUCUUGCCGUUCACGUGCUCUUUACGAGGGGAUUAAGGUGGCUGCAACAUCUGACCUAAUGCUUGGCUAUUUGGAUUUUUUCCUCGGUGGAGAUGAAAAGCGAGCUGAUCUUCCUCCUUCUCUGAAUCAAAGAUUUCCAAUGUCCUUGAUAUUCGGAGGAGAUGGGAGCUACAUGGCUCCUUUCUGCCUUCACAAUGAUAAUAUCCUCACUAGCCUCAUGAGCCAAGCAAUACCGCCUACAAUAUGGUAUCGAUUAGUGGCGGGUCUGAAUGCUCAGUUGCGAUUAGUGCGCCGUGGACAACUAAGAGUAACACUUGGUCGUUUUGUUAGCUGGCUUGAAACACAUGCAAACCCUACUUUAGUUACAUAUGACGUGCAUCUCAACCUAGCUUCCUUUCAGCCUACUGCUUCAGGAUAUUGCCAGUUUGGACUUAUAGCAUGUGCCGUUGAAUAUCAAAAUUUACCAUCAUCCAUUGAAGGUCAAGAUGGUUUGUUGCAACCUGAGCAGCAGCGACCAUGUUUGCCUCGAACUUACAGAGAUGAUCCAGUGGACCACUCGGUAGUGAAACAACCUCUAAUGACAUAUAGAAGGAUGUGUGGUGGUGUUCUACAUUCCAAAAGCCUGCGAACUUUCAAAGAGAAGAAGGCUGUGUAUUAUCCCCUAUCUUUUGUCAUCUAUAAUACUAAACCAGUUGGUCAUCAGGAUCUCGUCGGUUUGGUGGUCUCUAUGCUGCUGUUAGGAGACUUUAGCUUAGUAUUGCUUACUUUGCUGCAGCUCUACUCCAUUUCUCUGAUGGACUUCCUUUUAGCAUUGUCUAUACUCCCUCUUGCACUUCUUUAUCCUUUCCCGGCUGGAAUUAGUGCAUUAUUUAGUCAUGGACCAAGGCGAUCAGCCGGCCUGGCGCGUGUAUAUGCUUUAUGGAACAUCACGUCCUUGAUCAAUGUCGUAGUUGCUUUCAUUUGUGGAUUUCUUCAUUACAAGAACCACAGUGGAAAAAAGCAUUCGAACUCAAACUUUCAGUCCUGGAAUUUUAGUGCGGAUGAAAGUGAAUGGUGGAUGCUUCCUUCUGGGCUGGUGCUGUGCAAAAUCAUACAAGCUCGUCUCAUUGAUUGGCAUGUGGCUAACCAGGAAAUCCAAGAUCACUCCCUGUACAGCAACGAUCCCGAGGUGUUUUGGCAUUUCUAAUGUGCAUACUAAUCAGGUAUGGAUUAGCUGGGCAAGCGGGACUAUAAUUGUAUACAAUUUAUCUUUUUGUUUCCUUGGGGAUCUUCAGAUGUUUGUAAAGAGCAGGGUCUUUUUUAUUACCUUCUCUUUUAACUUAUAAAUGGUGGGGUUCAUGGGAGAAAGGAGUUCCAAGUCAUGCAGCAGCUCUUCAAUUACAAAGAUUCAAUCUGAUGUGUACCGUUCAUAAAUGAAAAGGUCAGAGCUCUCAAAGCUGCUCUUUCUAGAGGCCUUCUCUCUUCUGGGUUCAGCACAGGGUACAAGAUGUGAUGAUGUAGGAGCUUUGAGCUCCUCUAAUUCUAGUCAUUGCAAGCAAGGAUUAGUCAUGAGAUUUACAUGAGUUGUAAAGUAACUGUAAUCGUGUCAUAAGAUUCGCAUGAGUUGUAAAGUGAGUGUAAUCGUGUAAAGGGACUGUCAAUUCUUGGCUCUGGGAAAGCAUGUCAGCUUAGUUUUGGUUUUGUACUGAUCGCUACGUUGUCACUGCGCUAUUUGUUAUGUAUAUAAAGGAUCUCAUUGUUUAUGGAAGCAUAGAUUUGUUCUUCAUUUAUUGUUA
Messenger RNA from Syzygium oleosum, 4982 nucleotides. RefSeq lists its product as uncharacterized. NCBI's taxonomy places the organism in Eukaryota, Viridiplantae, Streptophyta, Magnoliopsida, Myrtales, Myrtaceae. The transcript has 22 exons. The record is from RefSeq and is a predicted model, not a curated record. Bases 56 to 4393 code for a protein of 1445 amino acids.